CGCGCAUUGAAAGUUGAUAUGGCUGCAGUUAGUUUUCAUCUAGUUUUUGUCGCGUAAUGAGAAUGUAAUCAAGACAAUGGCAAACUUUGGUAAAGGCAAAAGAAAUGGGCAGUACUGGCAGAGACAGUCAGUAUACACUCCAUCAUUCGUGGAUCUUGAGAAAUACCUUCCGAAGCCUAAGGAUAGUGAUCUACCUGCAUUCACCCGGAAAACCCCAAAGCAAUCUACAGUUAUUAGACCAACAGAAUAUAAGUCAAACAAUUAUGCUCUGUAUAAUGACAGAAGCAGCACGAACUCUAAUUCUUCAACCUCUAAAUGUACAAACACAGCAACUUCUUCAGAUCACGCAGCAAUCAGUGUGAAUGUCACUAAUGAGCAAAGAACAAUAAGCUUAAGUCAUGGGAAGACACUGAACAGCUUGAGUAGAGAAAGUAUUGGGAGAAGACCACCUAAACGUCGUCAUCACUCCACUGUAACUCCAGACUUUCAAGAUGAAGUCAUAACCAAACGAGUGAAAAGAUAUUACAGUACCUCCCAAGCAACAUGUAAUAAUACUGCUAGGUCAUUAAGAUUUCAGCAGUUUGAAGUAGAACCCCCUGUGUUUACCCUGGAAACACUUACCCAAGAGAUACAAGAGGAAACCUUGAAAUGUGUGCAAACUGUUGAGACACUACAAAAGAAAUUAAAGUUGAAAUCUUUUCUAGAAAGAACUUUGUCACCAUUUUUUCCAGGUUGUUCUUUACAUCUUUGUGGCUCGUCAAGCAAUGGCUUUGGUGGUAAUACUAGUGAUGCUGAUUUCUGUUUGAUUUUAAAACAUCUACAGCAGUCAAAUAACCGGAAAGAAGCUCUGCCAAUUUUGAGGAAAAUUCAGAGAGUAUUGGACAAUGACCCUAAAAACACUUUCCUUAGUAGAUGUGCAGUUAUUCCUGCAAGUGUACCAAUUUUGAAAUUCAAGGAUAUGAUCAGUGGCUGUGAGUGUGACAUCAACAUUAAUAAUAUUGUAGGUUUGAGGAACACCCACUUGCUCAGAGCUUACUGUGGAGUGGAUUAUCGUGUCCAGCCACUGGUGAUGUUGGUGAAGAGGUGGGCCAAAACACACAACAUCAAUGAUGCUAGCUUGGGUACACUCUCUAGCUAUGCUCUUGCUCUGAUGGUCAUUCACUAUCUACAAGGUGUUUGUAAACCUGCUGUAGUUCCUGUCUUACAAAGGCAAUAUCCAGCAUUGUUCAGAUACACAAGUGAUUUCUCAAGCCUUUUAGCCCUGAAUCCGUGUAAAAGUAUGGUCUGCAACCAAUCAGAGAACAGACAAUCUAUAGGAGAGUUAUUUAUUGGAUUCUUCAAAUACUAUGCUGCGGAUUUUAGCUGGAGUACUGAUUAUAUUUCCAUUGCACUUGGUGCUGCUUAUCCACGAGACUCGCAACGUAAAAGGAAGUUGGUUUGUGUAGAAGAACCAUUUGAUGGAAAUAAUGUCGCCAAAGCUGUCUGCAGUGUUGAAAAAUUCGAAAACAUCAAAAUGAAAUUCAGGCUGGCGUGGCAUACACUCAAUAUAUCACCAAGUCUGGAGAGUAUCAAGGUUACCUGACUAAAACAUUGAAUGUAAAACCACGCGAAUGGCCAUUUUUGUCAUGCAAUGCAAAAUUGAACACGAGUAUAAGAUAAGACGGCGCGAUUGCCGGCUUGGACAACCUCGACCUCGGCAAACCUGGCUUAUCAUGGCAAGACCCUACACCAACUCUCAUAUGUCUUGUUAGAGUAGAAGGUGCGCUAUGGAUAAGGAAAUACACAUCUCCAACUGCCUUCGACGUUCAACAUUCUUCAACGGGAGCACCGUACGUGGUUCUAGUUUCAAUCUUGUAUAUACAGCUUACUCGUUAGAAUUUGGAGAGGAAUUCGUCUCGCUGCUCUUUUUGUUGUACCUAAGAUUUCCAGUACACACGCGUAUGAGCAAAAACAAAUUCAAGAAGGGUUUUUUUUAUGAAACGUGGAACGUUUUUGAUAACGUUCGGUUACCAUUGCGUUUGAUUAACAAGUGCAGAUUUGUAAAACUUUCCUAUCAUUGCAUUUAAUGAUAAACGAUCACCACUAAGCUUGAUAUAUAUGUAUAUCGUAGUUAAAUUUUAAUGGCGACCGAAGCUACUGUGCCAUGUUGAACUGCGUUUAUGGGUCUGAAAAUGACACUUCCUCACCAUCUCCAAAUUUUAUUCACAUUCUUAAAAUGUUUUCCACAUUUCUUUGAAUCGUGACGAGCAUUAUAGCGUUUGAGUCGUGACUAAAGCCUCAGAGUUUAGAGAAACGAUACAUGAUAUGAAUUUUAAGACCCCUCCUAUUUAUCUAAGAGUACGACACAGAGUUUUUUAUAUAUAAAUUACAUAUUAUAAUUUAGUUAAUGAAGUGUAUAUGAUAUUUAAUGAUAUCGUGGAAUUAA
Molecule: messenger RNA, 2425 nt
Organism: Pocillopora verrucosa
Lineage: Eukaryota; Metazoa; Cnidaria; Anthozoa; Scleractinia; Pocilloporidae
Product: poly(A) RNA polymerase GLD2
Molecular function (GO): poly(A) RNA polymerase activity
Source: RefSeq, a predicted model, not a curated record